AUGGUUUCUGUCUUGCUCUCCUUGAGUCUUUCCCAUCUGGGCCUGUGGGCUGCUGGAUUGAUCUCGAUCUUAGGCUUCUUCAAGCUCAUCCGUCUGCUGUUGAGGAGGCAGAUGCUGGCCAGGGCUAUGGACAGUUUCCCAGGUCCCCCCACCCACUGGCUCUUCGGGCAUGCUCAGGAGAUCCAGCAGACAGGGAGCCUGGACAAGGUGGUAUCCUGGGCCCACCAGUUCCCUUAUGCCCACCCACUCUGGCUUGGACAGUUCCUUGGCUUCCUGAACAUCUCUGAGCCCGACUAUGCCAAAGCUGUGUACAGCCGAGGGGAUCCUAAGGCUGCGGAUGUGUAUGACUUCUUCCUCCAGUGGAUUGGGAGAGGCCUCCUGGUGCUCCAGAGGCCCAAGUGGUAUCAGCACCACAAGCUGCUCACACCUGGCUUCCACGACGAUGUGCUGAACCCCUACGUGGCUGUGUUCGCCAACUCCACGCACGCUAUGCUGGACAAGUGGGAGGAAAAGCCUCGUGAGGAUAAGAGCUUUGACAUCUUCUGUGAUGUGGGCCACAUGGCACUGGACUCACUCACGAAGUGCACCUUUGGCAAAGGAGACAGUGGUCCGGGCCACAGGGACGGUAGCUACUACUCGGCUGUCAGCGACCUCACUCUGCUUAUGCAGCAGCGCACUGAGUCCUCCCAGUACCAGAACGACUUCAUCUACUGGCUCACCCCACGUGGUCGCUGUUUCCUGCAGGCCUGCCAGGCAGCCCACGACCGCACAGACCAGGUCAUCAGGGAAUGAAAGGCAGCCCUGCAGGAUGAGAAAGAGCAGCAGAAGAUCCAGAGCUGGAGACACCUGGACUUCCUGGACAUUCUUCUGGGGGCUCAGGAUGAAAAUGGGAUCAAGUUGUCAGACGCAGAUCUCCGGGCUGAGGUGGACACAUUCAUGUUUGAAGGCCAUGACACCACCACCAGUGGCAUCUGUUGGUUUCUCUACUGCAUGGCCCUGCACCCCGAGCACCAGCAUCGUUGUCGGGAGGAGGUCUGUGAGAUCCUUGGGGACUGGGAUUCCUUCCAGUGGGAUGAUCUGGGGAAGAUGACCUACUUGACCAUGUGCAUCAAGGAGAGCUUCUGCCUCUACCUACUGCCCCAGGUGUACCGCCAGCUCAGCAAGUUUGUCAACUUUGUGGAUGGCCGCUCCCUACUAUCAGGCAGCCUGAUCUCUCUGCACAUCUAUGCCCUCCAUAGGAACAGCGUAGUAUGGCCUGACCCUGAGGUCUUUGACCCUCUAUGCUUUUCCCCUGAGAAUGUGGCCACACGCCACCCCUUCGCCUUCAUGCCCUUCUCUGCUGGGCCCAGGAACUGCAUCGGGCAGCAGUUUGCCAUGAAUGAGAUGAAGGUGGUCACAGCCCUCUGCUUGCUCCGCUUUGAGUUCACCCUGGACCCCUUGCGGCCCCCCAUCAAGAUGCCCCAGCUGAUCCUGCGCUCCAAGAAUGGCAUCUACCUCCGCCUGAAGUCGCUGCGCCCAGGCUCUGGGAAGUAG
Messenger RNA from Mirounga angustirostris (Northern elephant seal), 1533 nucleotides. RefSeq names its product cytochrome P450 4B1. Lineage: Eukaryota; Metazoa; Chordata; Mammalia; Carnivora; Phocidae. Gene Ontology annotation, molecular function: monooxygenase activity; oxidoreductase activity, acting on paired donors, with incorporation or reduction of molecular oxygen; heme binding. The record is from RefSeq and is a predicted model, not a curated record.